Tarenaya hassleriana is the source of this 1534-nucleotide messenger RNA. RefSeq names its product AT-hook motif nuclear-localized protein 14-like. Lineage: Eukaryota; Viridiplantae; Streptophyta; Magnoliopsida; Brassicales; Cleomaceae. Gene Ontology annotation, molecular function: minor groove of adenine-thymine-rich DNA binding. The record is from RefSeq and is a predicted model, not a curated record.
AAUCCCUAAUUCUCUCUCUCUAGUUUUCCUCUCUCUCUAAAAGGGAAUGGAACCCAACGAAAGCCACCACCACCAACAGCAGCAGCGUCUCAGUUCUCCAUACUUUCUCCAUCCCCACCACAAUCUCCAUCACCACCACCCAACCACCACCUCUGCCUCCUCCUCCGCCGCAACCACAGCCUCGUCCGCCUCCGCGGUUCCGUCGUCCAACAAUGGGUUUUUGCCGCCGCCGCCGCCGAACGACGGGUCUUCUCUCGUCGUGUACCCUCAUUCGGUGCCGUCUUCGGCGGUGGUGGCGCCGAUGGAGCCGACAAAGAGGAAGAGAGGACGGCCGAGGAAGUACGGAACGCCGGAGCAAGCUCUAGCGGCGAAGAAAAUGGCGUCUUCUGCGAGCAGCUCGUCAGAUAGGAGGGAACAGUUGGCCGCGGCUGCGGGAGGUACGGCAUCGUCUAAUUCUGGGUCUUCGAGAAAAUCCCUGUUGGAUUCUGUCGGAAAAACUGGGCAAAGCUUUACUCCUCAUAUUGUUAAUAUAGCUCCUGGUGAGGAUGUGGCCCAAAAAAUUGUGCUGUUUGCCCAACAAAGCAAGCAUGAACUAUGCGUUCUUUCUGCGUCAGGAACCAUCUCGAAUGCAUCGUUGCGCCAACCAGCUACAUCUGGAGGCAUUGUAUCAUAUGAGGGUCAAUAUGAGAUUGUCUCACUGUGUGGAUCUUGUAUUCGGGCAGAGCUUGGAGGUAAAAGUGGUAGUCUUAGUGUCUGUUUAUCUGGCGCAGAUGGUCAGAUCAUCGGUGGAGGAGUCGGGGGACACCUAAUCGCUGCUGGCCCAGUUCAGGUGAUUCUUGGAACAUUUCAGCUUGACAGAAAGAAGGAUGCGAGCAGUGGUGUGAAAGGCGAUGCUUCUGGAAGUGGAAGCAGGUUGCCCUCUCCUUCUGGCAACACAUCAAUGCUUGGUUUUGGCUUUCGGUCUGGUAUGGAACCAUCGGGACGAAAUCCCGUGAGGGGAAACGAUGAGCAUCAUCACCAAACCGCCAUGGGUGCUCAUUUCAUGGUUCAAGCACACCAGGGCAUGCACAUGGCACAUUCUCGGCCAUCCGAGUGGGGAACCAGCAGUCAUGACGGUAGGAGCAGUGCCGGCUAUGAUUUAUCAGGACGGACAGGGCAUGAGUCAUCUGAAAACGGAGACUACCAGCAAAUGCCAGAUUAGGAGGGAGUGAAGAUGGUUCCAGGGAGACAUGAGAUGGAAACUGAACCACAACGAAAGAGGACUGACCAUGCCUGUAGAUUUUCUCUUCAGAAAAGACAGGACAGGACAGAAACAGAAGAGAACAGAACAGAUGCUGAUGCCUUUUCUUCUUCUUUUUUUUUUUUUCCUUGUGUGAUAUAACUUCACACCCUAUACCGGUUUUGCAGCUGACUCUGCUUCUGUUUUACCCCUCCUUAUUCUCCUUCUCCCCUUUUGUUUUUCAUUACUUUUGUUUUUGUUUAUUUUAAGGAAAACAAUGCUCUCUCAUAGGAAUAUAUUGCAAUUUGACUGAUA